Monomorium pharaonis (pharaoh ant) is the source of this 856-nucleotide messenger RNA. RefSeq lists its product as uncharacterized. Lineage: Eukaryota; Metazoa; Arthropoda; Insecta; Hymenoptera; Formicidae. Bases 161 to 508 code for a protein of 115 amino acids. The transcript has 5 exons. The record is from RefSeq and is a predicted model, not a curated record.
AUGUUUGAUCAAAAUUUUAGAAAUUUCAGAAUAAAGGAUUAAAGUUCGCACAUCGUAAAACUAUAAAAUCUUAUCAUGUGUGAUCAUUGUGCCAAAAUUACUAGUCAAAAAGGAUAUGCUGGACAAGUGACCUGUCGAUGCAACAGUGGCGAGAAAAAAAAUGGUGUGGCCAGUAAAGAAAAGGAUUCUGCUGGAUGUUGUAGUAAAAAAGAAAAACAGGUACACGGAGGAUGUUGUGGUGCUAAAUGUUGCUCAGGCACUAAGGAACGUGGCGGAUGUUGUAGCGAUACCACUACAGAUAAAAAAAGUUGCUGCUCAACAGGAAAAUAAUCUACCAACGCAAUGGCUCUACAUGAUAACAAGAGCGAGAGAAGCAGCCGGUGGUUGCUGUAUGUCUGGUUGUUGUAAGCAAACUAAAAAUGAGAAGAGCGAAAGAAAUUCGACAGGUGCAAAUUGCACGCAGAUAAAAGAUACCGUAAGAGGAUGUUGUUCCGAAAAUCACAGAUAACGAAAAAAAAAAAAACUUGCGUAGUAAAUCCAAAACUUAAUCCAAAAACUUCAAAUAUUUUUUGCCUACAUUUUCUGUUUUACAUACAUUACCAAUAAUCUAAAAUAUAUGUCUGGAUCUAAAAUAAAACUAUCAAAUUUUUGUAUAUAAAAUCUGUUUAUUCCAAAAUUGUCGUUGUAAAUUCACAAAGGGUGUCAAUUUUAUUUUAAUUAUUAUGCAAAUAUACAGUACUGUGUGUGUACCGUUUUUAUAUAGAUUUUGUACAUUGUAAAUGUUCUGUAUGCACUUCAAUCGUUUGUUAAUAUAACUGGGCUUAAUAUAUACACUAAGACCUUAGCGCAACAAUUU